Messenger RNA from Penaeus vannamei (Pacific white shrimp), 1712 nucleotides. The record is from RefSeq and is a predicted model, not a curated record. Lineage: Eukaryota; Metazoa; Arthropoda; Malacostraca; Decapoda; Penaeidae.
GGCUUUGCUUCAUAUGUUAGAUACUCUUCAGUGGCUGCAAAUGGUGAUAAAAAUAGAACAAUGCAGCUAUUGAUGGUUUGGAAAAGUCUUAAGAUAUGUGGUGUUAGAAGAGGUAGCACAGAUUGGAGAAACAGCAACCCAGUAUCCGUGAGAAAGUUGAUGUUGAAUUUUCCUUUUGACUCUGGUUGGAUACACUUACAAGCACCAGGAAGAUGGAUGGCAACUCUUGCUAGCCCUAUGGCAGACAGGGUGCAAAGGAAGCACAACACAAGCUCAGUAUCUUUCCCAAAGGCACCUCCCAGAUUCAAGCUUCUUGCAGAUUUCUUUGGGGUGAGCAAAUCACAAGCCCAGAGAAUAGUUGAGGGUGACCCAAGACUAGGAGAGUGUGAUACAUUCAUUCUCUCGAGGAAUAUGUCAACACUUAAAGAAAAUGGCCUAAGGCCAGAAGAAGUACGAAGUCAUCUGCAACUACUUUACUACUGCCCUCUGACGGUUCAGCAUCAGAUAGCCAUCCUCCAAGAAUUAGGGCUUAUUAAUCUCAAGGUUGCUCAUUUUAAAAGGUUUAAAAAAUUCUACAAAAGCACAUUCCAACUCAUCAAAGACUAUGGCCUUCUGCCUCAUGACUAUGACCCUAAGUGGGAUAUCCUCAAGCCCCUGCAAGUGCCAGAAGAAAUCAUCGACAACAUUGAGUUUCCUAGCAAAAUUGCAAACUUAACUCUAGGCCAAAUUCAUGAGCAGCUGUCGAGUAUAUAUCUCCAGUGGCGCUUAGAGUGUGAGGAAGAAGACAUCAAAAGGAUUCGUCAUAUUUAUCCUCCCACAAAAAUGAAGAGCAUGAGAUUACAGUGUGAAGUGUUUGAGCUUCUCAACAAUGAAUGGAAUAUCAAUAACAGUAAGGUUUUGCGGCAUGGCUACCUGUUGUCUGGGAGUCCACACAACCUAAGGCUGAUAGCAGAGCAGGUGACACAGCUUGCUGGGGCCAGCACCAAGGAGGCAGUUGCACUAGCUCCUCGGUUACUUAAUGUUCCUUAUUACAAGCUCUUGACCAUCAGCAAGAUCCUCACAGAUCUUGGAGUGGAGCCGGGUGCUGUGUUGACUUUGCCACAAGUGUGUACCCUGAAUCCAGAAACCAUACAAGAACGCAUAGCUACCCUUCAGAAGGUGCCAGAAUUUGAGGCAUUGCACUCUCAUCCACGUAUUCUGCGUCUAAUAUACUACAAUACAAAGAUUAAAUCUCGCUUGGACCUCUUGCACCAGCUAAAGGAUGUCAAAUCCAUGCCAAGUCUAAAUAUAUUGUCUGGAGACACUGAUCAAUUCCACCGUUAUCUCACUCUAGGGGAAUUGAAACAAAACAGACGGGACAUUGUCACAUUUUUGGCAAGAAGUUUUCAAGUAAAAUCGAGCAAGAUUCGAGAUAUGCUGAAAGUACAACUACCUCAAACAACUGUCGUAAAUGUUAAAAAUAAUCUCCACCACUUGUUGGAACAAGGCUUCACAAAGGAGCAAGUGUUAGUGGCCCUGGAUGUAGUUCUUUACCCCCCAGAGUUGGUGAGUGACCAGCUGUCCCACCUAGCAAAGCGACCUGAAGCACAGCCUUACUUGGAGUUCAAAGGCAACCCAAAUGCCUUGCAACUGCUACUCUAUUUUAUAGUGAAAAAUUCAUCCUACAGAUUGUAACAGAGAAUUUAUGAUAGUAAAGUAUUAUAUUUACAUUG